UCACCUGUUGUUGAACAAACUCCACCCCUGUUCAGAUUCUUCAGUUUAUAGCCGUUCAAUGUGCUGAGCCUCUUUCAGAAUAAGAUUCGCUCAGCUGCCAGACAAAAUGAGCAAGUUGAAGAAAUUAUACUUAGUUUUGUCAAUACUUGGCUUUGUAUCUUUGAUGAUUUUUAUAUACAAACUAAAAGAGAAUGGAACUGAAGAGAAAACUGAUGCCAAAACUAGGACAGAAACUGAAACCAGAGCAAAGCUGGACACAUUCGAGGACAGGAGAUGUGAGGGAAAGAUCUACACCAGCCCGAUGCCACUGAAACUGAAGCACAGACAGUACUCCAGAAAGAUACAGCUUCAUAAACAAUGCAAUGCUAACAGUAACUUGGACAUCACUGGCAAAUGGAAGUCAUUUGAUGACAUCCCCAAUGAGGAGUUGCACAACCUACUUGUAGAUGACCGGCAUGGAAUAAUUUAUUGCUACGUUCCAAAGGUUGGCUGCACCGCAUGGAAAAGGAUCAUGAUUGUUCUGAGCGAGAGUCUGAAGGUGUACGGUGUACCUUACAGGAACCCUCUAGACAUCCCUGUCGAGGAUGUUCACGGAUCAUCUCUACAGCACCUUAACGCAUACCCCAAAGCAGUGAUGAAACAAAAACUUCAGACCUACAAAAAGUUUAUAUUUGUUCGAGAUCCUUUUGUCCGACUGACUUCAGCAUACAAAGACAAGCUUGGAAGCUCAAAUCAGAUAUAUUAUGAAACAAUCGGGAUACAAAUAUUAAAGCAGUUUGGAAAGGUCUCUAAUCCACCAGCAUCUGUAGAGCAAGCGAAUGCUCAGGGCAUUGUUCCUUCAUUCAGCGACUUCAUUCAAUAUAUUCUGAGCCUCCCAGCAAGAAAUUACGAAAUGUUUGAUGAACACUGGAAGCAAACAGUUCACAUGUGCCAUCCCUGCAUUAUCAAUUACGACUUUAUUGGGAAGAUGGAAACCAUCGAAGAAGACGCUGCUCAUCUGCUGCGAUUACUUAAAGUUGAUAACAUUGUUGACUUUAAACCAUACGAAAAAAAUAAAACCAGCACUGAUGAAAUGAAGACUUGGUUUUACAACAUUCCCACAGAGUGGAGGAGGAAACUCUAUGAUAUUUAUAGGGCAGAUUUUGAAUUGUUUGGGUAUGAAUAUUAUGACACUCUAGAUGAUCUUUAUCUGGAAAACAUUAUGUGAAUCAUUUUCAUCAUCAUCAAGACCUCAAAUGUAUUACAGGAGACAAUACCAGUGAAUAUUUUUCUGUUUUUAAAAUAAUAAUAAAAGAAGAGUGUAAGAAUGUAAAUUGUUAUUGUUGCAUGAGGUUAAAUGAGGUUAGAGAUGCUGGAAUAGACAAUUUCAUGCAGUAUAUAACCUUUGUACGUACAUGAUACUAUUGUGUCAAGUUAUUUUUUUCUCUAAGGAUUACACCAAAAUUAGCAGGAGAGGAACUUGUCUGAAGAAUUAAAAAAAAAUGCUUAAAAAGAUAUAAUAACACUCAAUGUGAAAUUACAAUGUAUAAAAAUGAAGUGGAGAAAAAACAUUCAAAAAACUCAUAAAACAAUAAACUGGUGGAAAACCUGUUUUUUUUAAAAAUGACAAUAGAGUGAAGGAGAAAAGUCUACAAUAAAUAUAAGGUGGACUUUAGACUCUUGACACUUUAAAUGAUCCUGAUCAAAUCAUGUUUUCUGUUGUGUAGUAUGAAAAUCAUCAUUGUUUAUUUCUUGACAUUGAUAGCUUUGUCACCUUUGAUUUUAAUGGUAGUUGUGGCAUAAGUGUGUACACACUUAUGAAACUUUGUGUGGAAUUUGUUGAAACACCCAUUGAUUUUUUUUUGCCCCACUAGCAAUAUUGGCCACAUUUUCCCCACGCGUACUUAAAAAAAAAAAAAAAAAAAAAUCAAAACCCCUUUCGAAUCUCAUACACAGCCUGGUUCAAGUUAUGCUACAGAGUUUUAGUUGGGCUCUGGCUAGCUCAUUCAAAAUCACUGAUUUACAUUAGAUUAAGCAAUUCCUUUGUUGAUGUUUAGAGAUAUGCUAUGAUUGUCAUAUUGACAUUGGAAUUUUAAUUUUUUUCAGUGCAUUAACUGACAGGCUUUGCUUCAAAGUCGACUGGUUUUUCUGGAUGUUCGUGAAUAAAGAUUACACAGGUUUUUUUCUCUGUUGUGAAAAAUUCUUA
This is a messenger RNA of Tachysurus fulvidraco (yellow catfish), 2185 nucleotides long. RefSeq names its product carbohydrate sulfotransferase 12-like. The transcript has a single exon. NCBI's taxonomy places the organism in Eukaryota, Metazoa, Chordata, Actinopteri, Siluriformes, Bagridae. The record is from RefSeq and is a predicted model, not a curated record. Gene Ontology annotation, molecular function: sulfotransferase activity. Gene Ontology annotation, biological process: carbohydrate biosynthetic process; proteoglycan biosynthetic process. Gene Ontology annotation, cellular component: membrane. The coding region runs from base 107 to 1207 and encodes 366 amino acids.